Messenger RNA from Torulaspora globosa, 903 nucleotides. RefSeq names its product Ggc1p (gene GGC1). NCBI's taxonomy places the organism in Eukaryota, Fungi, Ascomycota, Saccharomycetes, Saccharomycetales, Saccharomycetaceae. The record is from RefSeq and is a predicted model, not a curated record. The transcript has a single exon. Gene Ontology annotation, cellular component: mitochondrion. The coding region runs from base 1 to 903 and encodes 300 amino acids. Gene Ontology annotation, molecular function: guanine nucleotide transmembrane transporter activity.
AUGGCAGGUAACGAUAGAAAGCAAUCUGGUGUUGCGCGUUUGCUGGGAUCCGCGUCAGCGGGCAUCUUGGAGAUUGGAGUGUUCCAUCCGGUCGACACUAUCUCGAAGAGAUUGAUGUCCAACCACACCAAAAUCACGUCGGCUGUGGAAUUGAACCGUGUGAUCUUCCGCGAGCACAGCGCGGAACCGCUAGGUAAGCGUUUGAUGACGUUGUUCCCAGGCUUGGGUUACGCCGCAGUGUACAAGGUUCUGCAGAGAGUGUACAAGUACGGUGGCCAGCCAUUCGCCAACGAGUUCCUGAACAAGCACUACAAGGCCGAUUUCGACAAUGCGUUCGGCGAGAAGACCGGUAAGGCGUUGAGAUCUGCGACCGCUGGUUCUCUGAUCGGCAUCGGUGAAAUCGUGCUGCUACCGUUGGACGUCUUGAAGAUCAAGAGACAGACGAACCCUGAGUCUUUCCGGGGCAGAGGCUUCGUCAGGAUCCUGAGAGACGAGGGGCUUUUCAACCUCUACAGGGGCUGGGGUUGGACUGCCGCCCGGAACGCCCCAGGCUCGUUCGCCCUGUUCGGCGGUAACGCGUUCGCCAAGGAGUACAUUCUCGGGUUGAAGGACUACAGCCAGGCCACCUGGGGCCAGAACUUCAUCUCCUCGAUCGUCGGCGCCUCGGCGUCUCUGAUUGUUUCUGCGCCGCUGGACGUCAUCAAGACUAGAAUUCAGAACAAGAACUUCGACAACCCGCAAAGCGGAUUCAACAUCGUCAAGACCACGCUCCAGAACGAAGGCAUAACUGCUUUUUUCAAGGGCUUGACCCCCAAGUUGCUAACCACAGGUCCAAAAUUGGUGUUUUCCUUCGCCUUGGCGCAGUCGUUCAUCCCAAUGUUCGACAAACUGCUACAGAAAUGA